Molecule: messenger RNA, 735 nt
Organism: Salvelinus sp. IW2-2015
Lineage: Eukaryota; Metazoa; Chordata; Actinopteri; Salmoniformes; Salmonidae
Product: stabilin-2-like
Source: RefSeq, a predicted model, not a curated record
UACUCAGGUUUUGUUUGCAGAACCCUAAGUUCUCUCUGGCACAAAGGGAUGAAAUGGACAUUCCCCUCUCUAUCCCUCCAUGAAUAUUCUAACCUGUCAGCUAACGUUGUCAUUGUUGUUUUGUUGUGUUGUCCAGAGUGUGGCUGUGUGAAUGGAGAGUGUAACAGCGGUCCCGAUGGGAACGGAGAGUGCUACUGCCAGCCUCCGUACACUGGGCCCAGGUGUGAUCAAGUCUCUGCUGCCUGUAAGAACUGCAGUGCCUACUCCCACUGUAAAGGAGUGGUAGAGAACGCCGUGUGUCAAUGUCUUCCUGGGUUUCACAAGACUGGAGACCGUUGCUCAGGUGUUUGUUCAGCUAAGCAGUGUGAUGUGAAUGCGGACUGUUCUUGGCUGGGGGGGCGGUUGUUCCAGUGCCAGUGUAAGGCAGGUUACAAGGGGGAUGGCCGGAUGUGUGUUCCCAUCAACCCAUGCGAUGAGGACAACGGAGGCUGUCCUCGCAAUUCCGCCGUCUGUGUCUAUACCAGCCCUGGCAAGUCUAGAUGUGAUUGCAUGCAUGGUUGGGAGGGCUCUACCCCGUCCUCCGGCUGUACCCUGAAGAAUGUAUGUUAUGACACCACCUGCCACACCAACGUCCGCUGUGAGACCGGCCUGGACGGAUACCCCAGGCGUGAUCUGGCCAACUCUCCUCCUGGAGGGCUGCUAGAUCUGCAGGGUUUUGCUCCAGACCUGCUCUAA